UAGUGCAGUCCACUUUGGGGUUAGCUUAUGCGGCUAUGCGUCAAUUGACCCGAAUCGCAGGGUUUCGGCGUAGUGAGAUCCGGCGUCUCUCCACCGCCGUAUUACGUGAUCUGGACGACGAGGGCCACUGGUUCUACUCGCCGGAGUGGUGGGGCGAUGCUGGCGCCGAAGGACACACCGUGUUCCGAUCCAUUUCCGAGCAUGGAAAUGGUAUUGUUUCUGUUACAGCCUAUCCUUCUUCGAGACCGGCUAAAGAGGAGUGGCCAGUUGUAGAAGGAUGGCUUCGGGAGAGGUAUGCAAAGAUUCAUCCAGAGCUUAAUAAUCAUGAUGAAUUUUUUAGAAUACUUGGUUAUCAGUGGCGUGUGCUUCGGUUUAAUGAUGAUACUCGACAAAGUACAGUUAAAAUUAUGGCUGCAUAUAGAGAAGCAGAUCCUGCGUCGUUAUAUGUAAUGCAGCAACCUCAUUGUUUGGCUGUACCAUGUGCUACGAUCGAUAUUGUUGAAAUCGAUCCUGUUGUUAUCUCAGCCUCAAUCGAAGCAAUGGGCUUCCCUUCAUCUGCUGCAGUAGAACAACUGGAACAAGCAUCCACAUCACAACCUUCUGAUUCUGACAAAUUUCUCUGGGGCAAACUACAUAACCAACUGCAGCUCUACCGAUCAGACGCCGAGAACUUCAUCAUCCAUAGUUCCAAAAUGUAUGAUUUGAUCUUCAUAGAUGCUUAUGACGGCGACGACAUAUUCCCUCGAAAGCUUUGGGACUCAAAUGGCCCCUUUCUUCAAUCUCUUCAAAGAAGGCUUCAUCCUGUUCAUGGGACUGUGGUGGUUAAUCUCCAUGCGGAUUCGGAUGGAGGUGUUCUUCCAAUGGGUACGUAUGUUACUCAGGUAUGUAGAGCAUAUAAGGAGAGCCUUGGUUUUGCUUUCAUUAUUUCAGUUCCUUGGCUAUGUAAUCUUACUCUUGUGGCUUCUAAUGGCGUGGGGUUGGGGAGAGUUCAUCAAGGGAUUUCUUUGAGUCGGGACCUGGUGCUGAGUGCUCUUUUGUCCAAAUCCAAUAUGACAUCGGACUGUCCGGAGGCUAACCAGAACACCCGACGUCAUUCAGUGCACAAUGAUACCUAGCACCGGUAUCAAUAAAAAGUGAUGUGGCACGUUCUAGUUGAUUUUCGAACGAUGUCCGGUGUCCGCACAUAAUUUUUCGCCUACCUUUGCGUACCUUGAUGCUUCUCUUUUUGCUCUCCCCUUAACACAUUCUCUUUAUAUUUUCAUGUCUAUUUUUCUUGCAUGUUAUAAUUAAAGCUAUCCUAAUACAUUGUAUAAUGAGAGGAGAAAAGAUUUUUGGAAACCAAGGUGCUUGGAUGACACUUCUUCCUUUGAAUAAUUAUUGAUGCCAAGCUCUCUCCUAAAUUCAUGGAGGGAAGAGCUCUUGUCAA
Dendrobium catenatum is the source of this 1426-nucleotide messenger RNA. RefSeq lists its product as uncharacterized. The record is from RefSeq and is a predicted model, not a curated record. Lineage: Eukaryota; Viridiplantae; Streptophyta; Magnoliopsida; Asparagales; Orchidaceae.